AUGAAAUUAUAUCUUUUAUUACUGAAUUGUUUAAUUUUUGGUAAUUUAAGAGGCGCCCAAAGUAGGAAUACCCCAUAUAAAGAAGACGCAGGAGGCGUUUCCGAAGAAGCGAUAAAGAAGCUAAAAGAAAUUAAAAAGCUCGAGUUGGAUAUCCUGAAGGACUUCGUAAAGCAAGACACGACGCAUUCUGACAUGUACAAGAGAUACCACUGCAUCGCCAGUGACUUCAUUUCGGGUGAUCCCAAAAGGAGCAGUCCCAAGGGAAGGACCCCAAAUAAUCACCCAGAAGAAAACAAAACGGAGGAAAAAAAUUUGGCAAAAGAAGGGGAGAAGUCAGAAAAAAGUUUCAUAGAAAAAAUUAUAUCCUUUGUAUCCAUUUUUCGCUACGAUAACGUAAGCAAUAUUUAUUCUGAGUAUGUCCAGAAAAGUUUUCCGACGGAAAGGGAUCACGCUGAUGAUGCAAAUGGUCACGAUGCCAUAUAUAAGGAAGAGAAAACUGAAAUAGGAAAAAAACAAAACUCAAGCUCUUACGUACAAUUAUCAGGAUUACAUUUAAUGAAGAAGAAUAUGUUUUUAGGUGGCAAGGACAAUUCUAGUGAGCAUUUUGAGGUAGGAAACUUGGGUUCUUUUUACAUGAUUUUUGGGGCCCGUAAUACUGAUUACCCUUGGGCGUGUUCAUGCGACCCUCUUCAGUUGAUAGAUUAUAAGGAGAAGAAGAGGAACUACGUUUUGUGUAGCAACCAAGUGGAUAUGUCUAUACAGAACGCCGAUUUGUUUUGCAAUCCCAAGAAUUCGUCUGGCUACUUUUACUUGUCCUACGUUUUUAUGUUUCUAGUUGUGAUCGUGUGCUUUUAA
Molecule: messenger RNA, 855 nt
Organism: Plasmodium coatneyi
Lineage: Eukaryota; Apicomplexa; Aconoidasida; Haemosporida; Plasmodiidae
Exons: 3
Coding region: 1-855 (284 amino acids)
Source: RefSeq, a predicted model, not a curated record